This is a messenger RNA of Phoenix dactylifera (date palm), 1683 nucleotides long. NCBI's taxonomy places the organism in Eukaryota, Viridiplantae, Streptophyta, Magnoliopsida, Arecales, Arecaceae. The record is from RefSeq and is a predicted model, not a curated record.
CCAAGGGAGGGAGAGAGAGGGACAAAAAAAAAAAACGAGCGAAUUAUAGCCUUUGAGAAGAGAACGAAGGGGAAGGGGCUACGUGCGUCGUCUCAUCUCCGUUACCUUUGCCUCGGAAAAUAACGGAGGACGCACUCUCUCUCUCUCUCAGAGAAUCCGUGAGAUGAUCGGAGGAAGAUGAUCCGAACGGGCCUCCCGGGUUGCCUCUGGACAGCAACAGCAGCAGCGAGAAGGGCGUCGUCUGUUCGCUUCUCGUCGCCUCCCAUAUCUGGCGUCCGCUUUGCCUCCCGGUCCUCCGGCGAGCUUUAGGGCGAGGACUUCGUCUACGGCGAGCUCCCUCCUACUCCUCCUCCUCCCAAGGCCGCCUCGAUCCCCACCCUUCUCCAGCCGCGGGUCGUCAUCUACGAUGGCGUCUGCCAUCUCUGCCACCGAGGUCAUUUACUCUUCAAUGACGUAGUGUUGAAACCAAGCAUAUGAAGUGUUCGCUUAAAUGUUUCUAUGAACCCUCCUAGAAACCUCGACUUGAAUUUAGAUCAGUUUACGCCAUUAGGACGGUAGGCCUGUAUCAGAAUUCCCAUGUUGAAGAGCGAUAACAAUAACAUGCAGCACAACGGCCGGUCGGCUCGGCUUCCCAGGAAACGCUUCUACAGAGCUCGAGCCCACAGCAAUCCUCUCAGCGACUCUCACUUCCCCAUCCCCAUCAUCCCCGCCGAUGUGGACUAUUCGCAACAUUUCCCUUACUUCUUCCCCUCGAGGAGUUCUGAUGAUGACGAUGGUAGCGCGCCACCCCGCAAGAUUCGAUUUGCCGACAUUGGUUGUGGGUUUGGUGGGUUGCUUGUCGGCCUCUCCCGCCUCUUCCCUGACACUCUAAUGAUUGGAAUGGAGCUCAGAGAUAAGGUUACUGAAUAUGUGAAAGAGCGGAUAUUGGCUUUGAGAGCUGCAAAUCCGGGGCAGUAUGAGAAUAUUUCAGUUGUUCGCACCAAUUCUAUGAAAUAUGUACCCAAUUACUUUGAGAAGGGGCAGCUGUCGAAGAUGUUCUUUCUGUUCCCGGAUCCCCACUUCAAGGAGAAGAACCACCGGCGCCGGGUGAUUAGCCUUCAGCUGCUCGAUGAAUACGCAUAUGCAUUGGAGGUUGGAGGUAUCAUAUACACAAUUACGGAUGUGGACGAGCUUGGAGAUUGGAUGAGAUCUUGCUUGGAGGAUCACCCUUUGUUCGAAGCUGUUCCAGAGGAAGAACUUGAAGCAGACCCUGUUGUUAGGUUGUUAUCUUCUGCUACUGAGGAAGGCCAGAAGGUGGCUAGAAAUGGGGGCCAGACUUUCCGGGCUGUAUACAGGCGCAUAUCAGAAAAGGAAUAACCUGCUUCUGCUAUAAAACAAAGGUUAUCCACCUGGCCAUUGGCUUUGCUGUCUUCUCGAGCUAAUGAUAUGCUGGAUUGUUGGGUUGUAUGAUAGGUUUUGACGCUUGUAGUCCAGCUUCGCUGCUUUUGGGCUGAAGCUUGCCUCUUUUCUUUUGGCUUAGCAUGUGAUCUUCCUUAUUUUGGUUAUCAUACAUUGUUGCAGUCUUGACUUUAUAUUGCAUGAAUAUUUUAAGCUGCUAAUCCAACUGAUCUGAAUGACUCAGUCACUGGGUUCUCACAGGAUUAUAAUGAACUAGAGAACUUCUCAUGCGAUUUAUAUUCCAAA